Messenger RNA from Acanthopagrus latus (yellowfin seabream), 4821 nucleotides. RefSeq names its product matrin 3-like 1.2 (gene matr3l1.2). Bases 417 to 3782 code for a protein of 1121 amino acids. Lineage: Eukaryota; Metazoa; Chordata; Actinopteri; Spariformes; Sparidae. The record is from RefSeq and is a predicted model, not a curated record. Gene Ontology annotation, cellular component: nucleus. The transcript has 22 exons. Gene Ontology annotation, molecular function: RNA binding; zinc ion binding.
CCAAGAUGGCCGCCCCAAUUCUCAUCAGCGCCAACAGGCAGCAGCGUUCGACGAGGCGUCUACUCUUUAUAUGUCUAUGGUGUUGUUCAUACUCCGGAGCAGAGGAUGGCGGUCGCGCAUUACUAAGAUGGCCGCCGUGAAACAAGUAAAGAGGGAGGUCUGACCCUAGACAUAAUAUACGGGUCUGACGCUUCUGUUUGCGCAGGCAGCGCGAGCUAGCUAGCUAUCAGCUAACAUCGCAUGUAAGAAAACGUUAAGCAGAAUCAGACAGAGAAGAGGAGUCCCCUUCACUUUAGCACAAGGCAUUAACUGACAUAAACUUCCCCCGUCCUUCAAACACAGACAUUGUUUUGCCACCUGCUUCAUUCUUGUCUUGAGACAUUUGAAGCCGGAGAGCAGCUCCUCUUUGUGACGUCAUGUCUCAGAAGCCGCAGUCAGAUGCUCAGAAACACUUUGCCGUGGGUCGGGGGCUCCUCGCCGCCGCAGAGACCUUGAACUUCAGCAUGAAUGAACAGCGAUCCAGCCGGCAGAUGGGGGGUGUGUCCUCAAGUGUGGGGGUGGGUGGUGGUGGUGGCAUGGAGGGUCAGGAUGGGGCCUCCCAGAUGUCCCGGCGUGGCAGCGGCAAUCUUGGCAGCACCAUGAAGCUUUUUGCCAGUUUGGGGCUGUCGCCCUCUGACCUGGAUGCUCUGGCAGAGAUCCCUGAAGAAGACAUCAGCGUGGAUACGCUGCCGCACAUCAUCAGGCAGCUCAAGAGCCGCAAGGGAGACACGGGAGAGCGGCGGUUGGCAUCCUCCAUGUCCUCUGAAGCUGCGUACCGAGGUGGAAGGGACAGCUGGGAUGACAUGCCUGUAGGCAGGAUGGGCGGUCCUUCUCUGGGUCAGGGUUCGGCCCGGGGUCAGCCCUCUGCAGACUUUGGGUUAAGUUCUAUGCAGCACGUCUCUUCCAGCGGGGGAUAUGGUUUAAAUUACAACAGCGGCAGCAGUGGCAGAGGAGGCAGAGAGAGGCCGUACUCUGAGCUCUCCCACCAUGACUCCUACAGCGGGCUGAGCAUGGGGCCGCCCACCUCCGACACCGUCUUUAUGCAGAGGAAGAUGGGUUCCCCAUCCAACGGAAAAGUCCAAGACUUCUUGGGAGUCAUGCCCUCCAUGUUCCCCCACGUGUGCUCUCUUUGUGACUUUGAUGUUCACUCCACCAUGGAGUGGAACCAACACCUAAAUGGACUUAAGCAUGCUGAGAACAGACGGCUACUGCUCAACAUGUAUCCAGAGUGGGAGCCUGGGAUGUCCUCAGGCAGAGGUGGAGGUCUUCUGGACACCCCCAACCUGUCUGCCGGGCUGCUGGGACCAGCCCCCUUGUCUUCAGUCCAGACAUCAGGUGGGAUGUCCUCCAGCUGGGUUGGAGGUCCUGGUCUGUCAGGAAAGAACCAGUCUGGACAUAAUCAGAUGAGGAGCAGAGUGGUGGUGGUGAAGUAUGACAGAAAGCCCCUGAGCAACAAGACUCUGUUCGCCUUUACUGAGCCGUUUGGCUGCCUUAGAGAGCACCUGGUCCUCAAGAACAAGGCCUUCCUAGAGAUGAACAGUCACGAGGAAGCUCUGGACAUGGUCACCUACUACGAGCAGCACCCAGCAUCUCUGUACAGCAAACCACUCACCUUCUACCUGUCCAAGAGACUGCUAGUCAUCGAGAAAGAUGAUCGGUUGACAGACAGGCCGAUGGACAGAUCAAUGGACAGACCUGUCAAAGGUCAAGGCAGCCAGGUGGUUUUCUUCUCCAACCUGCCCAGAGAAGAAGAGAAGAAGAAGGAGCUGCUGACCAUUGCUGGACGCUUCGGCAUCGUGGAGAAACACCUCUUCUUAACAGACCAGGCGUUCGUCCAGCUGGGGACUCCAGAGGAUGCUGAGAUGCUGGUAAAGUAUUACAGUGUGAACCCGCUCAACAUCAAAGGACGACCGAUCCGCCUCAACAUCUGCACAAAGUACAAGACCUUGAAUGUGAACCGCAGACAGGCCGGUGCUGCUGGAGACAGUCGAGCCUCCAGGAAUCGGGGAGCGAACACAACCUCCUCCUCCUCCGGCUCUGGAGCCAGGACCUUCUCCAGCUCCGUCAGAGCCUCCUCGUCCAAAUCCUCGUCUGGCUCCAGGAGCAGAGAGGAGAAGAAGAAGGAGGAGGAGAUCAAAGUAAAGCCUGCAGUGGAGGAGGAGGAGGAGGAGGAGGAGGUCUCAGGAGUGAUGGAGGGGGAGGACAGAGGAGAGGAGGUGGGGGAGGAGCAGGGAGAUGACAGAGAUGCAGAAGCGGGGGGGGCAGAGAGAGCAGAGUCUAUGAAGGAGAUGGUGGAGUCUGAGGACAUCACGCAGGCGGAGGUUCCUCAUGAUGAUGUCACUGACAACAUUCCUGGAGCUGUGGGUGGGGCAGAUGAUGGGGUCAUGGAGGGGGCGGAGUCAGAGGGACAAACAGAACCGACAGAGACUGAACAACAUGAGAAAAAAGAAGAACCGAACGCAGAACCAGGAGAGAGUUCAGAGGCUGUGGAGGGAGAUCCGCCUGCAGACGAGUUUGAUCAGGACUUCCUGGAGAACAUGGAGGACUUUGUAACGCUGGACGAACUGGCUGAGGACGAGGAUGAAGCAGGUGGACAGUCGGACAUCAUCGACAACACCAGGAAAGGGGGGAUGAGGGUGAUCAACAUCGUCGGGUUCAGACGAGGUUACAACUUCCUGAACGAGCUGCUGGGACUCGCUAAACCUUUUGGGAAGGUGGUCAAACACCUGGUGCUGGACCUGAGACCUGAGGCGUACCUUCAGUUCGAGACAGAAGAAGAAGCACAAGCGAUGGCCAAGUUUUACAGCAAUAACAUCACGGCAUCUGUGUGCGGCCGCCCAGUCAGGAUCAGUCACUCCAUGAGCUACCCCACCAUCCAGUGCGGGUCCAGUAAGGUGGUCUACGUCGGGCAGAUCCCCACCAGUAAAUUCUCAGAUGACGCCAUCCUGAAACUGGCUGAGCCGUUCGGGAGAGUCAAGAAGUAUUUCACCAACAGGCUGAAGAGAGAGUGUUUCAUAGAGAUGGAGAACGCAGAGGAAGCAGAGAAAAUGGCCGAACACUGUAAAGGAAAUCCACCAAAGUUAAAUGGGAAACGUCUGACCGUCUACGUCAGCAGGAAGUACCGACAGCUCAAACACGGGCAUCGCUGUCUGACCACUGCCAAGAGAGAGACCAGCUGCAUGUCACCGAAACCCUCCACACACCCCGAAGAACCUCCAGCCAAGAAACCCAAAGAGGAAGAAGUGGAGGAGGAGGGAGGAGAAGAGGUCAAACUAAAGGAGGAAGAAGAGAAAGAGGAGGGGGAGAAGAAGAAAGAGGAAGAGGUGCAGAGUUCUGAUGUGAGCGGCAUCUAUGAGAAGAGAGAAGAGAAAAUAGAGAAGAUUCCUGAAGAUUGUGAUCAGAACCUGAAGAGAUGCCAGGAGGAGGUGAAACAGGAGGAGCAGCUCAAUUUCAUGGAGAUAUUGAGCACUCACAACGGACAGAUGGAAGCUCCCCCACUGGCUGACAACAAGCCCAGCGUGGCGUCUCUGCCGCUGCCGCCCUUUGACCCCGACAGCCCCAUCGGUGUUGAACAUGUGAAGAUGGGUUAUUACUGCCGUGUCUGCUUCCUGUUUUACUCCAACGAAGAGACAGCGAAGAAGACACACUGCAGCAGCCAGGCGCACUAUGACAAGCUGCAGAAAUAUCUUGAGAAGGAGCAGACCAAAGCAGAAAAGAAGAAGGGGAAGAAGACAACGGCGUGAGAACACUGAUUUCAUCCAGCACAGGAAGACGAGUGGGAUCUUUUAAAAUUUGAUUUUGAUUUUAGUUUGUUAAAAUCUGACGUAGACAAUGUGAACUGUUGCCAUGGUGACGACUCAGAUGGUGGUGAAGCGCGUCGGUCUGCGAUGUGAAUGACUAGCUGCAGCAGCCGGACUGUGAAAACAAAAUAAAUGGAAACGUUGAACAAGACUCUGGUCACCGUCCAACUCUUGCAUGUCUGUUUCCAUGGAAACGGUUUGUGUUUUUGGAUGGACGUUAGCUGUAAGCGAGCUUCAACUCAGAAUUAUUUUCAUGAAUCAUAUGGGUCCAUAAUCAUCAGAACUUUGUGAAAAAGUCUUAAAAUGACAACAAAAGAAAUGAUUGGGAAUAUUUGAGUUUUUGUUCUGUUGCUUUAAAUAUUUGAUUUAUUGAAACUUGAAACUAAACAUGUUUUGAUUUUGGACGGAUGAAGCUCAUCUGAUGAUGUAACAUUGUGUUUGGGAGAAAUGAUCAGUCAAGUAAGCGACAAACAGGUGAAUCAAGUAUUAAUAUUCAGGAAAUCAUCAAUCUGAAGCUGAAACACUGCAUUCAGUAGUCAUGAUGUUUGGGACAGACAUGUGCGUGUUGGAUUAAAGGAAUAGUUCAGCAUUUCAGGAUCCAGUCUGAAUUUAGUCUGGUUAGCCUAGGUUAGCAUAAAGACUGGAUAUAGAGGGGAAACAGCUAGCCUGGUUUUGUAUGACUGAACGAAUUUGUGGUGUCAGUCUGUCUGAAAUCCUGGAACUAUUUCAUGACAAACAGUGAUUCCAUCUGCCAAGUGACAAGAAGUGCUGGGCGGAUGGAUACAUGAGUUCCAAAACCCACAGACUGGUUUUAACAUUUGUUUCUUUUAAGUUAAAUUAAUGACCAGAUUUAAAGUUGUUUUUGUUUCUGAUGUAGUCUUCUGAUCGUCACGGAGAACAAACUGAAUGUGUUCCUUGUUUUUAUGCCUGAAUGUUUCUGUUAACGAUGUUUUCUAAAAUAAACAAGUUUCCUCAAAUAUGA